AUGUCGUUGGGUGGAUGGCGAUCACCAGAGCAGUGGGGAGAGGAAGGGGAGGACGACCGCGAUAAGAGGCGCACGCAGCACUCGCCUGCGCGGCAGCGGAAGGAGGAGAGGGAAGCGCGUGCCACGGGCAGUGAGCGUUCGUCGCAGUACCUCUCGGAGGCAAAUGCGAGAGUGCGCCAUGAAGAAAGAAAAGAGUACCCGUGCGCGGGAGCAGGGGUUGUGCAGGAACCUGAUGGAGAGGUGGGGUUGCCCGUGGGGGAGGAAGAGGAGAAGGAGGGAGAGGAGAAGAAGCCAGAGUACUCCUUUGCGGUGCUGCGUAGCCAUGCAGACAUGUGGCUGCGCAGUGGGGGCAGGGAUGGACGAAGGGAGCAAGUGAGUAAGGUGGGGGCAUGGCCGUGUAUACCAGCAACACCAGAAGCGGAAGAGAAGGACAAGAAGGUGGGGGCAUGGGCGUGUGUACCAGCAGCAGCGGAAGCGGAAGGGAAGAAAGAGAAGGUGGGGGCACAGGCGUGCAUACCAGCAGCGGUGGAAGCGGAAGGGAAGGAUGAGGCAGCAGCAGCGGAAGAGGAAGGGAAAGAAGAGAAGGUGGGGGCACAGGAGUGCAUACCAGCAGCGGCAGAAGCGGGAGGGAAGGAUGAGGGGGUGGAGACACGGGCGUGUGUAGCAGCAGCGGCGGAAGAGGAAGGGAAAGAAGAGAAGGUGGGGGCACAGGCAUACCAGCAGUAG
Closterium sp. Naga37s-1 is the source of this 726-nucleotide messenger RNA. NCBI's taxonomy places the organism in Eukaryota, Viridiplantae, Streptophyta, Zygnematophyceae, Desmidiales, Closteriaceae. The record is from the annotation of a GenBank genome assembly.